AUGGAGACCACCCGCUUUGCUUGGCCGUCUCAGGCUGGUCUGAAAGAAAUUGCCCAUACUCUGAUUAAGAUUGGUGCAGAUCUCCAGGUCACGGAUAGAUACGGCCAGCCCUUGUUGCAUCAAGCCGCCAGCAACGGGCAUAAUGAUGUCAUCCAGCUGUUGCUGGGCCAUGGGGUCGAUGUCAAUAGUACGGAUCCAGGAGGCCGCACGGCAUUGCAUUUCGCUGCAUUUUAUGGCCAUAAGUCAACUACUAGAAUACUGUUAAGCAGCCCUGAGAUUGACAGUGCGACUUGUGACAACGAAGGGGCUACACCUCUCUGCGCGGCCGCGCGGGGAAACCACCGAUGUGUUGCAUUGCAGAUCUUGGAUAAGGAACCAACCAGCAUCAAUGCACUGGGCUUUGGCGAAAAGAAUGCUCUUCAUUUUGCGGUCGAAAAUAGAAACAUCCACCUCGCGUCUCUGCUUGUGGACCUGGAUUCACCGGACCCAAACACCUGCGACGUCCAGGGCUGGACGGCCCUUAACUACGCAGCGGGCCAAGGCGAUCUGCGGAUGAUGGAACUCCUUCUUACUAGGAGUGAUCUAGAAUUGAAUAUAUCGCGCGUACCCCCCAUUUAUCUUGCUGCUGAGAGGGGGCAUCUGGAAGUUGUCCACCGACUCGUCUCUCUUCACAAGGUCGAUAUCAAUCAGACCUACUGGCGCAAGUCUCCUCUAUUCAUCGCGAUCGAAAAAGGCUACCGUAGUAUUGCAAAAUUGCUGCUUAAACAAGGGUCUCGAUUGAAUGUUAACGCCAAGACUUCCCUUGAGGAUACGGCACUACAUAUUGCUGUCUCUUAUGGAGAUUCGGAAAUUGUGGAGCUAUUGCUCAGAGACGAUUGA
Messenger RNA from Penicillium brasilianum, 879 nucleotides. NCBI's taxonomy places the organism in Eukaryota, Fungi, Ascomycota, Eurotiomycetes, Eurotiales, Aspergillaceae. The record is from the annotation of a GenBank genome assembly.